Messenger RNA from Contarinia nasturtii (swede midge), 2206 nucleotides. Its product is annotated as zinc finger protein 502-like. NCBI's taxonomy places the organism in Eukaryota, Metazoa, Arthropoda, Insecta, Diptera, Cecidomyiidae. The record is from RefSeq and is a predicted model, not a curated record. Gene Ontology annotation, molecular function: zinc ion binding; DNA-binding transcription factor activity; RNA polymerase II cis-regulatory region sequence-specific DNA binding. Gene Ontology annotation, biological process: regulation of transcription by RNA polymerase II. Gene Ontology annotation, cellular component: nucleus. The transcript has 8 exons. The coding region runs from base 187 to 2133 and encodes 648 amino acids.
UAAAAAAAUACAGUGAGACGCGCAUCCAUUUUAAACGCAUCAGUUCGGAGAUUAUUCAAUUCCCAUUUAACGAAAAGAAGAUUGAGAACGAACUUUCAUUGAAAACAAACACAGUUUAAUACCCGCUUCAUUUAAAAUUGUGGAAGCUUUUCGAAUUUCGGUCAAAUAAAUUAGUUUGAAAAUACAAUGGAAGUGAUUGAAGGUAUUUCAGGAAGUGAUUACGAAUUUGAUAUAAAUCCAAAGAAAGUAUGUCGUUUGUGUUUAUCACAACCACCGAAUCUACAAAAUAUUUUCUCCAAUUCUAUUGUGGAUGGUUAUAUUAUUAGUAUUCCAGACAUGUUGGCAUUUACGGUUGAUAUAACUGUUGCGACAGAUGACAAACUGCCUAGUAAAAUUUGCAUCGAUUGCAAAAAGCAAAUUGUUACUUUCUACACAUUCAAACAAAAAACUAAACGAACUGAACAGUCACUAAUUUCAAUGUUUUCAUCCGACACAAAUACCGUACAAGACGUACAUGUCAUUCCAGAUUCGAUUCAAUGUUCAUUUUGUUACGCUACAUUUGAUACAGAAAAUGCGUUUAUUCAACAUGCACAACAAGACCAUCAGGAUAUUGAUAUUUUUGAAAUGGAUGAUACAAGUGAAAAAAUGAUAAAAUCCUAUUCUAAAGGACAAGAAAUUGAGUUUUACGACUUUGAUGCGAUUGGAAACGCAGAAAAUAGCAGUGAAACUGAGAUCACUGCAGAAGGUAUUCAAAUUGAGGAAACUGACGUGUUGACAGCCGAAGAAGAACAAUUCGUAGCACCAGCUCGUUUAGAACGAUCUCGGGCGUCCAGUUCAAAGACGACAAAAUAUGAGCCAUCGAAAGUGAAUCGUCCUCGACAAACUGAAAAAACAUCAACAUCAACAUCAAAAAUGGUUUUUAAAACUGAAGUCAAUGAUUUUGACGAAAACAUUGAUAUUAACGAUGACUACGAGCAAACUGGUAGUGAAUCGCUGGAUUUAUACGAAUUUCAAUGUGAAGGUUGUAACAAGCUCUACGACGAUGAAGAGCAACUAUUGCAGCAUGAUUGUGAAGCAAACGAUGUGAACGACGAGGAUUUGAUUUGUGUUCCCUGCAACAAAAAAAUGAAAUCAACGGCACAAUUACGACAACAUAACAAAAUGCACGAUUCGAUGAGUUUAAUCAUAACCUAUCUAGACUUUUUCCCAUGUCAUGAUUGCUGCUUGCUUUUUCUAAAUAAAGAACGUCUAAAUAAACACAAUAAAUACUCACAUCCAGAAAAGAAUGCCAAAUCAUUGGUUGGUUUGUCCGAAAAAAUUGAUGAAUCCUGCACAGAUUAUCAAUUUCUUGAUGAAGAGAAACAAUUAGAUUUCAAAGAAGGUGAAGUAUAUUCCUGUGGUGAGUGCAGUCAAUCGUUUCAGACCAUCAACGAAUUAAAAGUACACGUGAUUUCACAUGCGUCUAAAUACGAAUGUCCAAUAGAGGAAUGUGGGUGUCAGUAUGACCAACUAAGUAGACUUUCAAUUCAUGUGCUUAAUAAACACAUCAAUACAAAAAAUUUACAAUGUUUACAUUGUAGCAAAGCAUUUAAAACGUAUGAUGACCUUCAAAGUCAUCAAAGACUUUAUUGCAAGGAAAAAAAAUUCAAAUGCAACGAAUGCGAUAAAAAAUUCUUUUCAAGAAAGGCCUUGAUUACACACUUGCGAACAUUGAAAGAAAAGAAAUUUAAGUGCAAACUGUGUGGAAAAACGUUCAAGCAAAUGGGGGAGUUGACUAUCCACACACGCUCACACACGAACGAACGUCCAUUCAAAUGCACAAUUUGCAAUAAAUCGUACAAGACAAGUAGUAUGCGAGCAGCUCACAUGGAUUCACAUAUCAGCGGCAAAACGUUCGAGUGUACACAAUGCGACAAAAAGCUACAGUCCCGAACGAGUUAUCGAAAUCAUAUGAAGCGUCACACAGAAGAAAAAAAGCAUGAAUGCUUAAAUUGUGGGAAAAAAUUCUUUACGCGGUACCAUUUGCGGCUACAUCAAUCAAAGAUCCAUAAGGGAGUUGUAAGUGAGGAUACUAACGGUGGUGGACUUACACAACUCAUAGACGAUGACAGCACAAUGAUUGUUUUUGAAUAAAACCCAUGAAACAUUUUUUUUAUUGUAAUUGAAAUAAUAAAAACCAUGUAAAUAAAUAUAUAGUCGACUUUAA